AUGCUUUUAAACGCCAUAAAGACGACAGAACCAUUCGCUCGACUAGCAAGGCCAAUCGCGCAAGUUCCUGUGGCUCGAUACACCAUACUUGAAAAGUCAAGGCCUUGGUGGACGACACUCUUUCAUGGCUUCCGGAAACAGAACAAUGGAGGUGUACGGAGCUGGGUCAUCAUUCUGAGUUGUACGCUCUUUAUCAUAGCUGCGCUCGGUAUCUCGCCUGGCUCCGCGGCUCUGCUCAGUACACGUGAGACACAGGUCUCGAGUCCAGUAGAGUUAUCUCAGCUCAUCUUCAGUCCGACCUCGGCGGUAAAGCCCCGAGCUCAACGCGACACCUAUCUCCGCACUACCGGCGCACUUCUACAGAAUUACAGCACAUCACCAUGGGUGACUAACGAUUACUUUGUUCUGCCUUUUUGGCCUUCUGAAACAGCGACUUCUUCUUGGAAUUAUCGCACUCCAAUCCCGCAGGUGUGGGAAGCCGAGACCACUGUGUUUCGAAGUGAUCUCAAUUGCAACAAUCUAGCAAUGAAAAGCAAGGAAUUCUACGUAAGACAUGCCGUUGAUGAUAUUGAAGCGAAGAUAAACAAACAACCCUUCCUGGCAUCAGUACUGAUGGAAUCGGAAAACGGCUGCCAGUACAAUCUCACUUACAACGCCACAACGCGCCACGGAACAGGGGACGAGAGCUUUGCAUCUUGGGGUGACAUUAGACAUAUCGCCAAGGACAACGUAUAUGAUUCCGAUGCCCGUGUAAUCUUGAACAAAGAAUGCAUGAGUACCGAGACGAUUCUGAUGAGUACGCCUUGGUUUCCUCCGAGUCGCGACAGGUUUGCAGAGAAUAUGACGAUAGUGGCAUACAUCUGUUCCUCCAACCAUACUAUGGCAACGCUUACGGUGCGUGCGUCCUCGUCAUCGGGCGGUUUGUCGGUUACUUUUGACCAAGACGCCUUCCAUCGGACAGCUCAGGACGUUCCCUCAACGAUGUUAGACUUGUUGGAGAUGCACAACAUAUAUACAGAUCCAGACUGGUAUUCCUUCAUUCCUCAGCCAGCGCAAUUCAAACAGUCCGCUCCGGUACUCGGGGGAGUAGCAGCUUUGUUGGGCACAGAGCACGCAUACAACAUAUCAGAGAUGAUAAAUGAUUCUGCACUUCCAGAGACUGCCGCUAAGAUGAGACGUCGCUUCUUUGCCGAGGUCCUUCAGACCUCUCUAAGCAUUUCGGGCAACUACGAAAACGUGGUAAUACCCGGUGUACGGGUAGCUAUGGAGCGCCGGAUUUUCGUCAGUACAGAGGUUGCUGCGUUGCUUUGCGGGCUCUUCUCCGUUUCUUUCUGCAUGUUUUUGGUCAUUUUGUGGCUAUCGCGGCCCAAAAACAGGCCCUUAAAUAUCAGCCGCGAUCCAAGUACCGUACUAGGCCUCAGUGCCUUGAUCAUUUCAGACACCUCGGUCUUACCUACGUUCGCCGCAUUAGACCUUUCCAAUAGGCAAGGGCUGAAAUCUGCGCUUGCGGGAGAGACCUUUUUCACAACACCCAAUGUCCUACAGAAAGCAAAAUCGGAGCCUAGAUCCUACUCAGACGCAGAUGUAUCGACCUCUUCGGACACUGGAAUACUACCAUCGUUACGAGUUCGAAACUUGUUAAGUCUACUGGCCUAUAUUACCGCGCUUUUAGUGGCGAUCGCGGUUCUCUUCAGUCUUUCACAUCGGUCGAACCUGCAUCAGGCUUUAUUCACGUAUCGUACCAACGUCAAAAUCCUCAACCACACAGGUUCCUUCUCACCAUUCGCCAUUGUGCCGACUUUACUUGCGGUUAUCGUCCGAAUCUGGUGGGAGACCAUUGAUGACACCUGUAGGACGCUGCAACCAUUCCUAUCAAUCGGCAUUCUCGAACAGUCUAUAAGUUCCAAUCGCACUCUUGAACUUCGACGCGACCCCCUCUUUCGCAACAACAAUAUGACCUACGAUCCUCAUCCACCUAAUUCAUGGCAUAUCAGCUUCAGAUCGAGCCCAUACAUCGGUCCUAUCUUAGAAGAUACCUUCGCUACUAGCGACACUGAUUGGAUGUAUACUGCUCUACUACAGACGGCAUUAAACGGACCGGAACCCCCGUGGAGUCGAGAUGGAUGGAGCUUUAUACCUUUGGACCUUGAUCAGCUUUCGAAACAGACCUCAAUGACUGAGAAUACAGAUGUUCUAUCGGCAGGAGCUGCAGAACUAGGACCUGUGGCGAACUUCACAGUCCGUACCCCAGCAGUUCGUGCUCGCCUUGAGUGCAGUGUCUUCAACGAUGCGCAGAAUGCAAGCCAUUGGCUCAGUUUCCAGAACGCCACGAUAUAUGAUAUCUCCUCUUACAAAUCGGUGUAUGUACCAGACACGUUGAUGUUUGGAAACAAUACAUCGACUUGGGUCACGGCUCAAGCUAUUGAUGUACAGUGCUGUUUCAACUCCACUAGAUCGCCGGACUUGAGCGAACAAGAGACCACUGUGACGCUUGGAUAUUGGACCGAAACCUUCGAUAUUGGCGAUUCAGAACAGAAGGGGACAAAUGGCAAUCUCACCAUCAAGUGGAUUCAUGGCACCGCUGGAUUUGCCCAUUUGGUCACCGAAGAACCAUCAAUGUUCUUCCCAGAGCCGCCGAAUAUACAGGCGUUGAUGUGUGUACCCCGCAUUGAAACAGCCAAAGCUGAGGUGACGGUGGAUUCGCGCAACGGGAACGUGCAGGGGUUCCAGAUCCUUGAGCCUCCCAAUUCAGAUGAUGUUGCAGCAUGGUCGGAUGAGUUCCAGCUGCGCAACUGCUCCGAGUUCCAAGACAAAUUAAAGACUAAUCAAGUAUUGUGCAGUGAUGUGACUACGAGCUACGGAAACCUGUUCGCGAAAUCAUUGCUACGUGCGGCAUGUCUCGGAAACGUCGCCCUGGUCACGCCGAACCUGAAUGCCGCGAGACCCCCUGAUCAUCUCACUGAUAAAGUCUUCAACAUGCGAGACAACACAACGGGGCUUAACGUCGACUUCAUGUCUUACGCAUUAUAUGCACGGGUGGGAUUUGACCCAAUUCCACUUCUGGAUCCCGAGGUCCUGCUUCGAGAGAGUCAGGAAGUAUUCACCACCUUUUUCCAACACUUCGCAAGCCGCAACGUGUCUGCUCACACUGGCGGCUGGGUCUAUCAGCCGAUCGGAUCCCAGCUCCAAGUUACGUCGCCUGUUCCGGAUGAUUGGGCGCCUCUGUACAUGUCCAACAAAAACAAUACACCGAAGUUUCAAGACGUUCCUCUACGGAAUACCGAACGAACAGCGAACGCAGUUCUGAGCACUCGCGUCGAAGUACUGCGAGUGAAUACAACUGCUUUUUGGAUCUCCACAAGCAUUAUAGUGUGGCUCUUCAUUACUACAGUUAUCUUUGCAGCAGUGCAGAGAAGGUAUCUUGGUGGUAUGAUGCGUAACGUUGAGUGUAUCGCGGAUGUCCUGGUUUUGAUAGCUGGAAGUGAGCGGCUAUUGAACCUUGUCAAGGAGAAGGACAUUGACACGUUGAUUCAAGAGAACAACUUACAAACGCGUUUCAGAUGGGUUAAAGACUCUAGUGGAAUGAUGAGGUGGCGUAUUGAGCUUGUUGAAGAACAGGUGGAGAUGCGGCCUAUAUCUCUCGGAACAGCAUAUGCACGUCUGCCGGUAGACGACGAAAGGGAUGCGGAAAGUGUUACGUGUACUACUAGUGUUGUGCCGCUGGAGUCAACACAAGAUUGA
Macroventuria anomochaeta is the source of this 3741-nucleotide messenger RNA. RefSeq lists its product as uncharacterized. Bases 1 to 3741 code for a protein of 1246 amino acids. The record is from RefSeq and is a predicted model, not a curated record. The transcript has 4 exons. Lineage: Eukaryota; Fungi; Ascomycota; Dothideomycetes; Pleosporales; Didymellaceae.